Messenger RNA from Triticum aestivum (bread wheat), 1108 nucleotides. RefSeq names its product protein MEI2-like 6. The transcript is spliced from 3 exons. The coding region runs from base 127 to 879 and encodes 250 amino acids. The record is from RefSeq and is a predicted model, not a curated record. Lineage: Eukaryota; Viridiplantae; Streptophyta; Magnoliopsida; Poales; Poaceae.
UGCGGUGCCACCUGCUGCGUGAUACAGGGGCCAAGCCGGCCAGGUGGUGCUUCCCCAAGUCCUCCUCGGGUCGGUCCUGCCCGGUCUUCCUUCCUCCUACUUUUCCCCAGCACAAACAAAAGAAAAAUGGAGUUAGCCAUGGCCGCCGCCUACACCUCGUGCCUGGGCCUGCCCCCCGCCGCGCACCCGUACGACGACGCAUCCGUGGCCUGCGCCCUCGGCCAGCUCUACUCCACCAAGGAUCCGUUCGCCCUGCCGGUCAGCUGCCUCCUCCCGCCCCCCGAGCUGCCGCCGGCCUUCGGGUUGCCCGUCGGCGGCCUCGCCCCCGUCUGCUGCUGCGCCAAAGCCGCGGGGCCCCCCGCGUUCCCGCCCUUUCCGUGGGCGCACGCGCCCUCGCCGCCAGCGCCGCCGCGCUGCGCCAUCACGGAGAUCGACGAGUCCCGGGAGGUGGAGUCGGAGGACAACCUCUCCCCUCGCUCUGUCCUCACGCCCUGGAGGAGGCCGACGCCCGCCUCGCCGCUGUCUCCGCCUCCGCCUCUUGUGGUCGGGGGCAAACGGGCCUUCGACCCAAGCAGCGAGAAGACUUCUCUGAUGAUCUGCAAUAUCCCCAACGGAUUCGUGAAGCGGAGGUUCAUGGCGAUUCUGGACCAGCAUUGCGUCCAGGAGAACGAUAAUCCUGAAUGGCGUGUCGUUGGCGGUGGCAAGUUCGUGAGGUCGGAGUAUGACUUCCUCUACAUCCCAAUAGACUUCAGAAAGAGGAGGCAAAUCGAAACCUGCUGCAGUGGGGAACAAAACUGUUUGAGCUGGUGGCUACUGGCUAGUGAUGUCUUUGCUUCGUCGCGAGGAUGGAGGCCUACUCACCUUACCGUAGGUGCUUAGUGUGCUUGGUUACCCGAGAUGUUGUGAUCAAGUUUAGAUGGUUCUUUUGUGGGUGCAUGAGUAUCUUCUAGUAUCUGUAUCCUAGCUUGGAGAUGUUGGUUUCAUUUGCCUUCCCUAGGUAGCAGCUAUGCUUGGUGGUUCUGCCAUCCGAUUUCCUUUGAGUUGUCACUAACUGUACUCAUCUGCCCAGAACUUUGUUAGAUUGGUGUCUGCAUCUGUUCGUAUGUUA